CGGCGCAGCGUCUGAAGAGAUAAUGUCGUCUGUUAAUUAAAAUAUUACAAUUCAAAAUAAAUAGAAAGUUAAACAUUGCCGAUGUGAGAAGCUUACAGAUGAUGAUUCGGAACGCGUUCCUAGAGAAGUGGAUGUUGAUAUUCUUUCCUUUACUGGCUGCGGAUGAACCGACAGUGCUGCUGCCGGUGGCGGAGCUGCGCGCCACGCGGGUCUCGGACGCCGGGGUUCAGCUGGAGUGGAGCCUGCCCGCCGCCAUGGCGCCCUACGUGCGCCAGUUCGAGGUGUGCGUGGUGGAGGCGGCGACUGGCAGCGGCGACUGCUACCUCACGGCCGCCUACUCGCUGGCGUGGGGCGCGCGCGACCCGCUGCUCGCCUGCACCGCCUACAACGUGUCCGUGUCGUGGCGCAGCGUCUCCCUGCGCGCCGCCGAGGCCGCCGAGAUCCGCGUCACCACGCUGCCGCAGAGCGUGACGGACUUGGCGGCCGACGAGGUGGGCCCCACGCUGUUCACGGCCACGUGGUCGCUGCCCGCGGCCAGCGCCGCCUGCGUCGCCGUGUACCAGGUGUACCUGUGCACGCCGGAGGGAAACUGCCUGCUGGCGGCGGGCGACGUGCCGCAGUCCGCCAACUCGCGCACCUUCGACGGCCUGCUGCCGUGCGCGCGCUACGUGGUGGUCGUCGAGGCGCAGGCCGAGGACGGCUCGCUGUCCGCCAACGCCAGUCUCGCCGUGCGGACCGCCACCCAGGACCCGGGGCCAGUGCAGCAGCUGCUGGCGUCGCAGAGCGGCGAGGACGCCGUGCUGGUGACGUGGCGGGCGCCGGAGCAGGCCUCGUGCGUCGCCGGCUACAGCGUGUGCGGGCCGGGCGCGCAGCGGUGCCUCGAGGUGCAGGGGGCCACCAGCGCCCAGCUCGCCGGCCUGCAGCCCUGCUCCGUCGUCAACGUGACCGUCUACCCGGCCGCCGCCGACGGCCAGCUGUUCGAGGCCGCGUCCGCCCUCGUCGACAUCGGCGUUCCUUCGAGCGUGAGGAACCUGAAGGUGGCCAGCAAGACAUCGGAGUCCGUGCGCGUCCAGUGGGACGAGCCGUCCCAGAACGCCAACUGCGCCAGAGGGUACUCCGUGUGCCACAAGGAGACCCUCUCCGAGACGGCGAGGACGUGUGACAACGUGACUGCCACGGAGUGCAGCAUCAGCGGUCUCCAGUCGGCGACGUCGUACGACGUGAGCGUGGCUGCGCUCGGCCACGACGGGGCCAGCCUCAAGUACAGCGUCGUCAGGGCCACGACGGACUGAAGGCGCAGCACCAUUCAAAGGCAGAAAGGAAUCGUGUAGCCUGACAAAAACCUACAUUUGGUUCACUUGUUGCUAGAGACCUGUAAAAUUCGCGGAUUCAUUUCGCGAUAGGAUAGGGUCCAAAUACUUUUGACAUUAUUUUGCUUCAGUUAUUGGGCCACAGUUUAUCUGAAGGACUCUGGACCAAUGAAAAAUCUUUAACAGAAUAAUUAGAGAAUCACGAUCAUUCCAGUCAAAAGGUGUUACGAGUCGGUAACCAAUCAGCAGAUGUAAUUUGCACGAGUGCAUAGAGGAUCAUGGAGUCUAUCUAUCCUUUAGGGAUUUGAAAUCGCGAAUUUUACAGGACUCUACUUAUUGCACUUCUUGUCGAGCUCUGCCAGUUGCGUACGAUUUUGUAAGGUUUUUUUUUUAUGUUGUACAUGUUAUGUAACCUACGUGUUGUCCUGUUAAAUAAAUUAACUACUUGUUA
This is a messenger RNA of Bacillus rossius redtenbacheri, 1761 nucleotides long. RefSeq names its product receptor-type tyrosine-protein phosphatase H-like. The record is from RefSeq and is a predicted model, not a curated record. The transcript has 6 exons. Bases 99 to 1292 code for a protein of 397 amino acids. Gene Ontology annotation, molecular function: protein binding. Lineage: Eukaryota; Metazoa; Arthropoda; Insecta; Phasmatodea; Bacillidae.